GCUGUUACCAAAAGCUUAGGUUUCUUGAAAAGAGAUGAGAUUUGUCGUUGCACAAAAAGGAAAGAGCUUAAAUUCAAAUCAGUUUGCAUUUGGAAGCUGAGAGAGUUCUCUUUUGGUUAGUAAAUCAUGAAACGCUCUCAAGAUGAGAGGAUUAAUAUUGGUGAAUUGAAAGGGCAGAUAGUGAAGAAGAUUGGUGUUGAAAGAUGUAAAAGGUAUUUUUAUUACCUAAGUAGGUUUCUGAGCCAGAAGCUUAGUAAGGGCGAGUUUGACAAGACAUGUUUUAGGCUGUUAGGGAAGGAGAAUCUCUCUCUACACAACCACUUGAUACGUUCCAUCUUGAGAAACGCAUCUGUCUCCAAGUCCCCACCUCCACUGACCAAACCUGUGGCUAAUGGUCCAGAACAAAGUGCUCCUAACCAGAAUGGCCAUGUUUGGUCCAACGGGGGAGUGCGCAAGAGGAAGAUGAGAGAUAGUCCAGUAGAACAUGUGUUGCAAGUACAGCCACUUUGUAGAGAAGAAAACAAUAGUGUUGGUAUGGAGAAGGAUGAUUUGAGACGAUUUAAUCAUCAAAGAUAUGGUGCUGAUGGUGAAAGAGACGGUGAGUUUCUUCGUCCCGUUGCAAAACUGAGAAGACAAUGUAAAGAUCAGGUUGCAACUGCCGCUGUAAGAGAUAAUCAAGAGGAUCAGGUGAGGUUAAAUCUGUUAGCUAGUCCUCUAGUUGCGCCUCUAGGGAUUCAGUUCUGUUUAGCUAGUGUCGGUGGUGGGUCCCGUAGAAGGGUUCCUGUCUCAACCGUGAUGAGUUGCUACGACAGUGGUGGGUUACCAGACACAGAGAUGCUGAGGAAAAGGAUGGAGGAUAUUGCAAUAGCACAGGGUCUUGAAGGGGUUUCCAUGGAGUGUGCUAAUACGCUGAAUGCCUUGUUGGACGUUUAUCUUAAGAAGCUGAUCAAAUCGUGCAUUGAUUUGGUCAGAGCUCGGUCCACAAAUGGAGGGGAUCCCAGGAAGCAGAGUCAGAAUAAGGUUGUAAAUGGGAGUAACAGUUUGCAUAUACAAACUCCUAACGGAACACAGGAUCACUAUCCUGUCUCUCUACUUGAUUUUAGAACGGCCAUGGAGUUAAAUCCACACCAGCUGGGAGAAGACUGGCCAACACUCCUAGAGAGAAUCUCCAUGCGGUCUUUCAAGGAACAAGACUUGGAGGUGUGAAAGAAAUGUUGAUGUUACAUAUUGUCUAAGUUGAGUUCAGCAGGUUAGUGUAGAUUAUUCAAAAUCCCAAGAGAACCUUAUAAAGAUUUGGUUGUUGGUUGUAAGAUUAGCAAGUAAUUGGCGAUCUCAAAAGAAUUUUAGAGCUUUGUGUGUAUACUGAGUUUUGGCAGAGAUACUGAGGCUGGUGCAAAGGCACAGUGUCAAUCAUGUAAUAGCUGCAGUAUGUAACCUAGUCUUUUAGCAUUUGUUU
Messenger RNA from Eruca vesicaria subsp. sativa (arugula), 1456 nucleotides. The record is from the annotation of a GenBank genome assembly. NCBI's taxonomy places the organism in Eukaryota, Viridiplantae, Streptophyta, Magnoliopsida, Brassicales, Brassicaceae.